Messenger RNA from Nannospalax galili (Upper Galilee mountains blind mole rat), 3702 nucleotides. RefSeq names its product solute carrier family 25 member 36 (gene Slc25a36). The transcript has 7 exons. Gene Ontology annotation, cellular component: mitochondrion. Gene Ontology annotation, biological process: pyrimidine nucleotide import into mitochondrion. Gene Ontology annotation, molecular function: pyrimidine nucleotide transmembrane transporter activity. The record is from RefSeq and is a predicted model, not a curated record. Bases 413 to 1570 code for a protein of 385 amino acids. Lineage: Eukaryota; Metazoa; Chordata; Mammalia; Rodentia; Spalacidae.
ACUCCCCAAUAGGUCUCAAUUUUCUACUACCGCAGAGAUCAUGUUUAAUGCUGUCCUAUUUACAGUAGUUCACACAAGGUCUUUGCACAAGCCUUUUCACACAUUCCGUACUUUCUUAGACAAGAAGCAGAAUGGUCCUAAAUCUACAUUUUUUUUAAGUAGCUCCGCUGUGGCCUUGGAACCCAAGCUUGUUUCUUCCAGGACCGCGCUGGUCUUUGCAGGCCCCGAAGGCGCCGGCCCCGCAGCCCUGGGAAUUGGCAGAUAGGUGCGACGGCGCCCACGUACUAACCUCGGGCACGCGCUCCCGCCCCGCUCAGCCGCCCUUUCAUUGAGAAGCCCCGGCGUGAUCACGUGAAAGCGGUGUGCGGGCCUCGUGACGUCACGCAGCCCAGCCCAAUAGGAGCCUCUGUUUAUGCAGAGACCUCGGGCUCCGCACGCCCUGGCCGCGCAGCCUCGGGAAGGUCGCGGUAGGUGCGCUGGCAGCGGGCGCGCCCGGAACGCUGCGGGGAGGCUCUGCCGGUGGCGGUCAGCAGCCGCGUCUCCGCCCGCUUCCCCGGCGUCCCCUGUCGGCCGUAGCGGGCCGCUGGCUCCGCGCCCCACCCCCUCAGCGCUCGGAGGACAUGCGGAAGAGAGAAUGAGCCAGAGGGACACGCUGGUGCAUCUGUUUGCCGGGGGAUGUGGUGGUACAGUGGGAGCUAUCCUGACAUGUCCACUGGAAGUUGUCAAAACUCGACUGCAGUCAUCUUCUGUGACACUUUAUAUCUCUGAAGUACAGCUGAACACCAUGGCUGGAGCCAGUGUCAACCGAGUCAUGUCUCCUGGACCUCUUCAUUGCCUAAAGGUGAUCUUGGAAAAAGAGGGUCCUCGCUCCUUAUUUAGAGGAUUAGGCCCCAAUUUAGUGGGGGUGGCUCCCUCCAGAGCAAUAUACUUUGCUGCUUAUUCAAACUGCAAGGAAAAAUUGAAUGGUGUUUUUGAUCCUGAUUCUACCCGGGUACACAUGAUUUCAGCUGCAAUGGCAGGUUUUACUGCAAUCACGGCAACCAACCCCAUUUGGCUUAUUAAGACUCGGCUACAGCUUGAUGCGAGGAACCGUGGGGAAAAGCGAAUGAGUGCUUUUGAAUGUGUUCGUAAAGUAUACCAGAUAGAUGGACUGAGAGGAUUUUAUAGAGGCAUGUCUGCCUCAUAUGCCGGCAUAUCUGAGACUGUUAUCCAUUUUGUUAUUUAUGAAAGUAUAAAACAAAAACUACUGGAAUGUAAGACUGCUUCUAUGAUAGAAAGUGAUGAAGAGUCUGUGAAGGAAGCAUCAGAUUUUGUGAGAAUGAUGCUAGCUGCUGCCACCUCAAAAACUUGUGCCACCACUAUAGCAUAUCCACAUGAAGUUGUAAGAACACGACUACGUGAAGAAGGAACAAAAUACAGAUCUUUUUUUCAGACACUGUUUUUGAUUGUUCAAGAAGAAGGUUAUGGAUCGCUUUACCGUGGCCUGACAACUCAUCUGGUGAGACAGAUUCCAAACACAGCCAUUAUGAUGGCCACCUAUGAACUGGUGGUCUACCUACUUAACGGAUAGCAACAUGGGCAGCUGUGCUACUGAGCAGGAAGACCAAAAGAUCACAGUGGACCAUGGAAUAGCGAAGCCAGCAUGGUGGACAGAAGAAAAGUAGUUUGGGAACAUGUAUGCCUAAGCAGAAGUUCGGUUGUGGGAAUUAAGGUACCAUACCACAUUAGUCUUUCAAUGAAGAAGCCCCUGGCCACCUCUAAGGGAAUGCUUUUACAAGUAUUCUUCUCAAAAUUGCCAUUUUCUCUACCAUGUUCACCAGUUACCGUAUUUUAUUGAUUUGUGCCGUUCAGAAUAUAGUGCUUAUUCCAUGAGCAUUUUUUCUCAAUCUUCUAAGCAAAGCCAUCCCUAAUUAUAUACUGUACUGUAAUUACCCAAAGAUAGUAUUGACAGCUAUAAAUUUCCUGGGAUACUGUAAAAUAACAAUAGAUAGAUCCUGAAUAUUGUUUUCUCACUUCCCUGAGGGAGCCUGGUACAAUAUUUUAAGUUAUUUAGUGUCAGUGGUCACUAUAUUUUGACAGCCAGUGGCCUUGUGUAUUUUUGCCAUUAAAAUGUUUGUUUUCUACAGCUGACAUGUUUAUCAUAAUACGGACCUUCAUAUCAAAUGCAUGUGGUUACUAGUUUGGGACUAUAAAAUAAACUAGUAGAAUGCUGAUUCUUGACCAUUUCACUGACUUGAAUGUAGCUCCUCUAAUGUUAUGAGGUAUGAAUGAAUGCAUUUUAGUUCUGUAAUUUAUUAGUUAUAAAUUUGAUUGUCAUAUUUCUCAUACCUUGAUAUCAUUUACUUAAAAGUAGAAAAGUUUACUACUUUUGAAUCUUUUCCAUUUUUACAUUAAGAAUUUUAACUUUUGAAUUAUUUCCAGGUCUGUAUAGAUUAUAGUUGUAGAGAAAAUGGUAAUUUUUAGUUUUGCCCUUCACACAUUUUAUUGAAAAGUGGUAUUAAUAUUCAGGAUGCUAUAACUAUUAGAGAAAAUGGUCCUCAAAUCUGAUAGCACAAAUUUCAAUUGGCAUAGAAUUUGUAAAUGAGUAAGGUACGUUUGGCAAAUUUAUUCUGUCCUAGUUUCCUGGAUGGUCUACAGAGUCAGUCUAAUUUUGUUUCAGUGUGUUAAUAGGAUACAGUUUUUAAAUUUUGCUAUUGAGUCAGCUACACCUUUUUAAUACUUUAAAUGUAUUAUAUAUUGCCAUUAUAAAGCUGUUGGCUAUAAUACUUUUAAGAGAUUGAUUUUUUUUUUUUUUUUUUCCUAUGGAUGUUGCUAUGCUGGUAUGUGAAACCUCUACAAUUGAACUCUAGUGUGGUACUUCUGUGAAAACUUUGUGGAUGCACUUUGUGGCCUUUUGAGGGAGUAGGAAUUAGAGAAUUCAUGUUAAUUUUUUUUAAAUUGUCAUGUAUUAGGCAGAAACAGUGUUCAUAACAUUUUUCUGGAUUUUAGGUAUAUUUUGGAGAUCUCAUUAUUUUAAGUGUACUGUAUAAUGCCAUAAUAUUAUGGAAAAGCCACAAGCCAUUGAUUGAAAGCUUUCUCUCCUGUCACCAGUGGAGUUUAGGCUCAGUGCCCUCUUUAAAUUUCCCACUUUGACUUCUUUCAAAUCAACAAUAACUGGAUGUUUUUGAGGUGCUCAAUUGGAAUUUAAAAUAUUCCAAUCUAUUUGGAGACCAAAGGCAAGUUCAGUUUUGUUACCUUUGGAAUUAUUACAGCUUUGACAUUCAUUAUGUGGAACAUACCAAAAAAUAAAUCCCUGCGUGGGGUUUUUACACUGUAGAGAUCUAAUUCAGUCGUGUUUGCCUCUUCCAGUGCCAUUGAUGCUGCCUAAUACAACCUAAUUUGCUUUGUGAAGAUCAGUAACGCUUAGUUGUGUUGAGUGUAGGACACAUUCUCCUGUAUUACACUGAAUGGUAAUGAAUGAUACAAAACCAGCAGCUAAGGAACAUCUUACUCAGUUGUAGCAAAUUAAUUCAAGUGUCCUUCAAGGAUGAACUUGUAUUUUACUUUCUGUUUGUGUUUAGCAAGUAAAAUUUACACUGACCUUUAGUGCAUUAUAUUCAGCUUUUAAAGUAUUAUGUGUACGUACCUGAACCAACAAAUGUUUUAGAGUCUUAGUAUUUAUAAAGUACCAAUUGGAAAGGAGUAGUGAAGUCUGAUUUUUUU